Molecule: messenger RNA, 1045 nt
Organism: Solanum dulcamara
Lineage: Eukaryota; Viridiplantae; Streptophyta; Magnoliopsida; Solanales; Solanaceae
Product: proteasome subunit beta type-6-like
Exons: 8
Coding region: 138-848 (236 amino acids)
Cellular component (GO): proteasome core complex
Molecular function (GO): threonine-type endopeptidase activity
Source: RefSeq, a predicted model, not a curated record
UCUUACUCUCCAAGACACUUGCUAUUAUUCUUCCAGUCUCCCCGUUUCUUCCUUUAUUCUCACUAGAUUGAGAGCUAGGGCUUUUUCUCUUUCAUUCUUCAAUUUCUCUGCUCGUUCGAUCUCUUCGCUUACCUAAGAUGGACAAAUCGUCGCUCGAUGUGGAGCAGCCACACUCCAUGGGAACCACCAUCAUCGGCGUCACUUACAACGGUGGUGUCGUCCUCGGCGCCGAUUCUCGCACCAGCACUGGAAUGUAUGUGGCGAAUAGGGCUUCAGAUAAGAUCACUCAGCUCACUGAUAAUGUGUAUGUUUGUCGCUCUGGAUCGGCUGCAGAUUCACAAGUUGUUUCAGACUAUGUGCGCUACUUUCUACACCAACACACGAUACAGCUUGGCCAGCCAGCGACUGUCAAGGUUGCGGCAAGUCUUGUUAGGCAACUAUCCUAUAACAAUAAGGCUAUGCUUCAAACCGGAAUGAUUGUUGGUGGAUGGGACAAAUACGAAGGGGGUAAAAUAUAUGGAAUUCCUCUUGGGGGAACACUCUUGGAGCAGCCUUUUGCUAUUGGAGGGUCUGGAUCUAGUUAUUUGUAUGGUUUCUUUGAUCAAGCAUGGAGGGAAGGAAUGUCUCAAGAAGAAGCAGAGAAACUGGUUGUGACUGCAGUGUCUCUUGCCAUUGCACGAGAUGGUGCAAGUGGUGGCGUAGUACGCACUGUAACUAUUAACAAAGAUGGAGUUAAAAGAAAGUUCUAUCCGGGUGAUACUCUUCCACUUUGGCAUGAGGAGAUAGAGGCUGUGAACUCACUACUGGAUAUUGUGCCUGCAGCAAGUCCAGACCCAAUGGUUAUCUGAGAAUAGAAAAUUGACUGUCAACAUGUAUUUCUCCCUGUUGUGGAUUAUUGGCCAUGCCCUCCCUUUGACCUUUAUAUACCUUUUAAGGCCUGAGAAUUCCGAUUCUGUAAUGUCGUAUUUGCUUCAAAAAUUUAUUUCCUGACUAUGUUUCAAAACAGGAAAAGGAAGGUUAAUUGAAGUGUACUUUUCCUUUUGUA